Messenger RNA from Pezoporus flaviventris, 1197 nucleotides. Its product is annotated as sushi, nidogen and EGF-like domain-containing protein 1. Bases 260 to 1075 code for a protein of 271 amino acids. The transcript is spliced from 8 exons. NCBI's taxonomy places the organism in Eukaryota, Metazoa, Chordata, Aves, Psittaciformes, Psittacidae. The record is from RefSeq and is a predicted model, not a curated record. Gene Ontology annotation, biological process: cell-matrix adhesion.
UGGUGGGAUGGGUCCUGGAGAUCUUCAGGUUAAAAGAAGGGACAGGAUGUGACCCCAAACCCAUUUCUUGCUGUCUGAACUCCACUUUCCUUCUUUCCCUUGGGACAUCAAGCCACAGCAAGGACAGCCAGUCAACCCAUUCUGAUGUCCCACCACCCUCCUGGUGAAGAACUUCCUUCGAUCCCAUCCAACUCUUUUCCAGUCGGAAGCUGUUCCUCACCCUCCCAUUGGAGAAGCCCCUCAUUUUGGAGCUGUUGGGAUGAAGGCCUCAUACCAUGUCCUGCUCCUGCUCUUAGGAGCUGUGGGGAGCGUCCAAGCAGCAGAAGACAAAGCAUCUCUGCUCUACCCCUAUGGUCUGGAGCAACAAGACCAGAAGAACCCCAAACUGGAUGAUGGGACAUCAGAGGUCACCCUCACUGUGCCCUUCACCUUCUAUGGCCAGGAGCACCAAACCCUCUACGUCAACAACAACGGGGUGAUCUCCUUUGACACCCGGGUCAACCAAUACACCCCAGACCCCUUUCCGUUGGCUGAUGGACGCCCCUUUGUGGCCCCAUACUGGGCAGAUGUGGACAACGUGCUUGGAGGAGAUGUCUUCUACCGACAGACCACUGACCCAGCACUGUUGGCCCUCAUCACCAACGACAUCAACCAGUACUUCCCCACCAUCCCCUACACGGCCACAUGGGCUCUGGUGGCCACUUGGGAUCAUGUGGCCUACUACGGCUCUACCACCAACAAGGGCAACACCUUCCAAGCCAUCCUCACCACCGACACCAAGAGGUCCUUCAUCAUCCUCAACUACUGGGAUAUCCAAUGGACUACAGGGGCAGCAAGCGAUGGGGACCCUGAAACGGGGCUUGGUGGGACUCCAGCCCAUGCUGGCUUCAACAGUGGAGAUGACACCAACUUCUACAACAUCCCUGGCUCCCAAACGGAAGCCAUCAUUAACAUCACCAAGACCUCCAAUGUCAACAUCCCAGGGCGAUGGGUCUUCCAAGUGGAUGACUUCAAGGUGACCGGGGUCCCUGCUGAGGUGCCCAAGGUCUCCAAGAGCAACAACUGCUGGUUGUAAGCUCCAUCAAACCCAUUGGGCCAGAGGAACCCUUUGGUGUCCCCACCAUGCAUAGGAUGAAGGUGACGCAAUGGGAUGCAUCAACCUCCACUAGAGCAAUAAAACUCCGUUCGGGACACGGU